UUCACGCUCGCGGCAACGAAAGAAUCAUCAUGGCCGAUGCCGUCUGCAGUGGUCCACAGCGCAUUGCAGGACAGUGCAGGACACUGCCUCUUCGCUCUAGUUCCCGUCAUUCCCAACAGCGAAUCGCUUCUCGAAAUACAUUGUGUGUAGACCGAAUGAUAUGACAUGCAUGCCAGUAGUUUGCACAAUGCUGAAUUGACGUCAGCUCGGUUUAGGGGUCCGGGGGAUUCCAGGUCGCCUGAUGCCUAUCGAAUCCAUGUCUUCUGGUCCGGGUUUUUCUCCCUUUCGUAUUGAUCAAGCCCAGUCUCGGGACGUUGCUGCAUGUAUUGCGCGCCGGUUUGCCCACCAUGAGGUGGACGUGGCGUUCAUAUGCCGUAUCAGAUUUGUGGCACAGGGUCCGAGUGUCUGCAAUGAGCGCUUCGAGCGAGUCGUGGUCUCUCGUCUCGCGCGUCUGCCUUCCAUCUUGCCACGCCUCUAAACUUUCCGUCAUGCAAGCACCCUCGAACCUCUCGGAUUCCUCGGACACUACUCAGCCAUCCUCUCCUGCUGCACUCGAUGCCACGCUCGCAGUGCGCUACUUGAAUUCGCAGCUUGCCGUCAACCACGACAACGCCCAGUUUCGAUGCAAGGCAUAUGAGGGAAAACAUACAUCAGAAGAGCAGAGGCUCUCUUACGCCUGGGCGAAGUACGUCUCCCGCCAAAAGGGCGACGCUCAGGUCCUUGAGUUCACAUUCGAGGCACCACAAAUCUUCUUCGUCUGCGAUCACGACGCCAUCUUGGAGCUCAAGAUUUCUGCCGUUCAUGCCUUAUCCCCGGACAAAAAGGAUCAGAUUGAGGAACUCAACGACUUCAGGCUGUCUUUCCGCAUUACCACAGAGAAGCGGACCAUCCUAGGUAACGAUGUCAAGGUUGGAGACCAUGAGAGUCGCAUCCAUCUCUUGGUGUUUGAUUUUGAUCAUGCGCGGCUCCUGGUAUCUGAAGACGACGAGAAAGUUAGAGAUUUUAAUCUCGAUCGGCAGUUAGCUUCGUAUCUCAAGGCGCUUCAAGUCGGUGGACACCACGUCCUGUUCUUCCCACCCGAGUUCGACGAGAACGACAUCCGUUCUCCUGUCCGGUUCUCCCUCUCCCAGAACCUGAGAGACGAACGACCACCCGUGCUCGAGAACAUCUAUGGCUACACCGUGGAGAUGAUCAACGGUUAUCUUUCCUUGCUCUGGUAUACGUGCGCAUUCAUAGCACGUCAGAGGGGAACUGGCGCGCUUUGGGACGAUAUGACUUCUCUCGCGGGCUAUCAGACUUGGCGCUUCCCUAACUAUGCUGCGCAAUGGCACUCGUCUUUCAGGUUUACUCCACCACGCGUCACGAUCCUUUGUGCCAAAGAGGUCGUCCUACAUUUCACUCUUUCCGAAGUCAGGUUCUACCCGGCCAAGCCUGACUUAUUCUUCCCCGAUUUUGUCGAGAAGGAAACGGCGGACUACACUGGUUGGGAGAUCGCGUUGAUCAUAGAUAUAUCUGCUACGAAGACGGAUUUGAGGAUCAAACCGGAUAAUGCCCGCUUCACCUCAGAGUAUUCCAAGCACUCAAACUUCACCGAGGUUGAUCAUGAGCGCGCCUACAACCUCCUGGUCGAUUUCUUCGUUGAACGCUACUUCAAGCUCGUUGCAGCGACGCGACUGCAGUACCUCUUCCACAGGAUCCGUGAGGAGUAUAGUCUGAUCCGCAGCCCUACGAUCGACAACGACGGCAGCUGGUGGACACUAGAACAAGACUAUAGGUCGAGCAUCAGCGCCCUGGCUGCCACUAUCAAGCAUACGAAGAUGGAAGGCUUCGACAUCGUGGUGGCUAUCUCCCAGUCAUCUAUCAAUUCACAGUUCCUACGUCUCUUCAGGAGCGACGAGUUCUCCAGAUGGGUGCGCGCCGAAAAGUUCCGCGUUGAAGUGAAGACAAUGAGUGUGCAACUAUUGGACUCUCAGCGCUCUCAGGGUGGGUCGGUUGCUGAGGACGACUAUUCUGACGACGACGACGGCGACGACGAACAAACGGUCGGCGAUGAAGACUUCGAGCCCAAAGCCAGGCCUCCCUCUCGUCACGCUAUAGUCACAGUCCACGUUCUCGAAGGCACUCUCGGCUGGUUGCUGGACGAGAAUAACCUAGACAUAAGCCCCUGCACGCCGUACGCUUUCGGAGAAUGUCAGCUGGCCUUCGAGGUCGCGCUUCUCGAGCGUGAAGUUGCUCAAGAAUCGAGUCAAGCAAAGCACUGUCCUCGAGCAUACGAGUAUCCUGCAGAGCCGGUGUCGGAAGCUAGUAAGAAAUUUGACGACACAUAUACGCUGAGACACAUCUAUCUGGAUCUAGCAAAUGCCCAAUUUUCUGCACAAUACAGCGUUCUGGAUGACGACGAGUACGGUGACAAGGAAGCGAUGCUUAGGCGAAUGACACUGGCCGAGCGUAUCAAGACCAUUUACUUCCCGAUACUCGUCGAACGGGGAGCGCAUAUCGUCGCGACCAUCCCUAUCUAUCACCCCGAAGCUCGCGCUUCGUUCUAUAGAUUCACUGACAUGACCUUCCGCACCUACUCUGUGGAGACGGAGCUAGCCACCCUCACCGAGGAAGAAGAUACCGUCAAGCGCUCAGACCAGAUCCUCUUCGUCCUGGGCAUGACAGGAAACCGUCCUUUACCACCUGUCUCAACUUUCACGCCCUCGAAGCGUUGGAUCCUCCGCGGCAGGUUCUCGCACGGGCUUUUCGCCAUUUCCAGGAAUACGUUCCUCACGCGGUUGCACGCUCUUCUUGCCCGGGUCAAUGCCGUUACAACCCUCGUAUCCGUCUCCUCGUCCAGCCGUGCCAAGAACCGUCGCGGACACGUGGUACAGCUAUGGGAUAAGCACCCGGAGCGCAAAAGGGAGCCGUGCACAUGGAAGGCUAUUGGCGGGAAGGACGACGCCAGCGCCACGGAGUUUGAAUGGAAGUACUCGCAAGACUGGCGGCUGCAGGAAGAGGGCACUCUGGCGAACAUGAACCGGGCGUUAGCGAUCCAUUGCACGACACACAACCGCCUCGAGCUACCGGACGUGUCCGCGCUCUCGGAUGGCUCGCUGGUGAUUAAGGUCUCGGGUGAGUUGCAUCUGCGCAUGCAGGAUGCACGCAACAACGAGUCGUGGAGCACGGAGUCAACCGCGAACUGGAGUGUCACAAUCAGCAUCAAGACGUCCACGAAGGGCAAUGUCGAGGUCGACAUCGACGGUGUGGACCACAUUCGUGCGACGCCUGCCAAGACGACUCGGCGAGGGAACGCCUCGAUCCCCGAGGUGCAGCAGAUCCUCCAGAAGCACCUCCCGAAGCGCAAGGACUUCGAAAGCGUGCUCCGCGAGCUGCAAGAGCUCCAGGGCGACUGGAAGUACUACUUCCCCGCCGCUAAUUGGUUCACCCUUUGUACACCUAUGUUCAAUCUCGACGGAGACCUUCUCUUCGAGCUUCGCCGCUCUCAGACCGUGCCCCACCGCCAGUCUUCUGACACGUUCUUGGUAUCCCCUACCUCACCGAACGCUUCGUCGAACGACCUGCGGGAAGGUCCGCAAGGAGGGAAUGAGGGUGAGGAGACAUCUGACGGGUCUCAAUCUGGGAAUGCCGGUAGCACUGGAGAAGCCUCGUGAGCCGUCAACGGAGCCCAGACCGCCGCCGCCGCCAAGCAACACGCCGCAUCCCGCUGACGACUCGAGGCCGGCGAUGAGUGACAGAUCUCCCCCGAUAGAUACCGAUCCGAUGCUCCUAAACGACAGUCUACCUACCCCCAAUGACAGCCCUCCUCCACCAUACUAUAGUUCGCUCUUGCCCGAUGACAACCCGCCCCAGAUAGAUGACAGUCGG
Molecule: messenger RNA, 3867 nt
Organism: Dichomitus squalens LYAD-421 SS1
Lineage: Eukaryota; Fungi; Basidiomycota; Agaricomycetes; Polyporales; Polyporaceae
Exons: 15
Coding region: 348-3653 (1101 amino acids)
Source: RefSeq, a predicted model, not a curated record